Molecule: messenger RNA, 3567 nt
Organism: Wickerhamiella sorbophila
Lineage: Eukaryota; Fungi; Ascomycota; Dipodascomycetes; Dipodascales; Trichomonascaceae
Product: Calcium-transporting ATPase 2
Exons: 1
Coding region: 1-3567 (1188 amino acids)
Biological process (GO): intracellular calcium ion homeostasis; calcium ion transmembrane transport
Cellular component (GO): intracellular membrane-bounded organelle; membrane
Molecular function (GO): P-type calcium transporter activity; ATP binding; ATP hydrolysis activity
Source: RefSeq, a predicted model, not a curated record
AUGAGUGAGGACGAGGGACCCCCUGUUAUUUACGUUGAUGGCGUUCGCCAGGAUGGCAAAAAAUCCAGCACCUCCUCUUCGUCGAAUGAAGAGCAUCAAAAAGAAGCUGAUAUGUUGUUGAGAGAGAUAGGCAACGGAAGCGAAGGUCAUGGUGUCUACUCAUGGACGCCGGCACAACUGUCCGCUUUGGUUGAUCCAAAGAAUCCAUACAUUUUGCGGUCAAUGGGUGGCGUUCAAGGGCUCAGUAAAGCUCUGAAUACCAACUCCGAGACCGGAUUGAUCAACCAGCAGCUGGUUCCUGCUGAAGUUGCUCAACGGGAAAAAGUGUACGGACGAAACACAUUGCCCGAGCGAAAGGCCCAAAGUUUACUACAAAUUAUUUGGCAAACUUUGAAUGACAAAGUAUUGAUCAUUCUUAUCAUUGCUGCUGUUAUUUCGUUGGCUUUGGGUCUUUAUGAGACGUUCGGCGAGCCGGUCGAGCAUGACCCCGAGGGCCGGCCUCUGCCCAAAGUCGAUUGGGUCGAGGGUGUUGCAAUUCUCGUGGCCGUCGUGGUUGUUACAAUGGUUGGUUCACUCAAUGACUGGCAAAAGGAACGUCAAUUCGUUAAGCUCAACCGAAAGAAAGAUGAUCGAAUGAUCGAAGUUAUCCGCAACAAGUCUGAAGAGAAGAUCAAAGUUGAAGAUGUGAUGGUCGGCGAUAUUCUUGCGGUGCAACCGGGUGAUAUAUUGCCGGUUGACGGCGUCCUGAUGAAGUCUUACGAUAUUCAAUGCGAUGAAUCUUCGGCCACCGGUGAAAGUGAUACUUUGCGCAAAUAUGAAGCAGCAGCUAUCAUGAAGCGCUUGGACCACGCAACUGAGCCUCUCGAUCCAUCAAAUCACAAACUAGAUUGUUUCAUGCUUUCUGGUGCUAAAGUUCUUGAGGGCACGGGCUACUAUAUGGCCACCUCUAUUGGUGAACACUCCAUGCAUGGCCGCACGAUGUUAUCACUUCAUCACGAGAACGAGGUAACGCCACUCCAAGAAAAACUCAACCGGAUUGCCGAUGGCAUUGCCAAGUUUGGUGUCAUUUCUGCUCUAAUUCUUUUCAUUGUGCUGUUUAUUCGCUUCCUUGUUCAAAUCUCUGGCGAUAACCGGUUCUCUGAUUUAACCCCUUCGCAAAAGGGCACCAAGUUUAUGGAUAUUUUCAUUGUUGCUGUCACAAUUGUCGUGGUUGCAGUCCCAGAGGGACUCCCCCUGGCCGUAACACUAGCAUUGGCAUUUGCUACAACUCGAAUGAUCAAAGAUAACUGUUUAGUGCGUGUUUUGAGAUCGUGUGAAACUAUGGGCGGAGCCACCACUAUUUGCUCUGAUAAAACAGGCACAUUGACCGAGAAUGUCAUGACAGUUGUUGCCGCCACUGUUGGAAACGAGGAAUGGGACGAGGGUGAAAAUGCUAGUGACGUUGUCUCGAAAGUCGACAAGAAGCUAUUGGCGGACUCUAUUUGUAUCAACUCGACCGCCUACGAAGAUAGAGAAAACCCACAGGAGAUUCAAGGUUCCAAGACAGAAUCGGCUCUUCUGCUGUUCGCUCGCGAGCACCUUGGUGUUAAGCAGGGAACACUCUCGAGCUACCGUGAGUCUGCUGAGCCAAUUAAGCUUCUUCCUUUUGACUCUUCUCGAAAGUACAUGUUUACUGUCAUUCCAAUGGAGAAUGGAGGUGGUCGUCUUUUGAUCAAGGGUGCUGCUGAAAUUUUGCUUAGCCAGUGCUCCACGGUUUGGGGCCCAUCAUCCAACGAACCAAUGGAAAAGCACCGCGAUUUCCAUGCUUCUCAAAUUGACAAAUAUGGUAGCGAGGCUCUUCGUGCCAUAGCAAUCGCAUACAAAGAUUUCGAUGCGAAGCAAGUCUCUGAGAUGGAAAAUAUCACUGCGGCUGACAUCGAUGUCACAAAUUUGACUUAUCUUGGACUAUUCGGUAUCAAAGACCCUCUUCGUAAGGGUGUUCGUGAAGCAGUAGGCCAGUGCCAACGUGCCGGCGUGGUUGUGCGCAUGGUCACCGGUGACAAUGUUCGCACAGCGCGUGCUAUUGCUAUCAACGCUGGCAUCAUCAGUGAAGACGAUAAAGAUAGCAUUGUGAUGGAGGGACCACAGUUCCGUAAGCUUUCCGAGCAUGAUAUGGCUAGCAUUGUUCCCCGGCUACGUGUUUUGGCUCGAUCCUCACCGCAUGAUAAGCGAACGCUAGUUGCUUACCUCAAGGAACAAGGCGAAACUGUGGCAGUUACUGGUGAUGGUACAAAUGAUGCUCCCGCGUUGAAACUCGCUGAUGUCGGGUUCUCAAUGGGUAUCACUGGUACUGAGGUGGCCAAGGAAGCUUCUGAUAUUAUCAUCAUGGACGACAAUUUUGCUUCUAUUGUCAACGCAAUCAAAUGGGGCCGCACAGUGAACGAUGCUGUUAAGAAGUUUUUGCAAUUCCAACUUACAGUCAAUGUAACUGCUGUUGCUCUUACAUUUAUCACUGCCGUUGCAUCUUCUGAUAACGAAAGCGUUUUGACUGCUGUCCAGCUCCUGUGGGUUAACCUCAUCAUGGAUACACUGGCCGCCUUAGCACUGGCCACUGAUGCACCUGUCGACAGUGUUUUGGACAGAGCCCCCGACAACCGCAAGAAAUCUUUGAUCACACCCACUAUGUGGAAGAUUAUUUUCGGUCAAGCUUUUUUCCAACUCGCUGUCACUUUAACCUUGCAUUUCGCUAGCCCCUAUAUUUGGGGAAUCGCUGGCCAUCCUCACGACUCUAGAAAGGAUACCCAGCUUUCUGCCAUGAUUUUCAACACAUUUGUCUGGAUGCAAUUUUUCCAAUUGUUUAUUUCACGUCGACUCGACAACAAACAGAACUUCCUCGAGGGCAUUGGGCAAAACUACUACUUUAUCGUUGUUGUUUGCAUAAUUGGCGGAUUCCAGGUUCUUAUCAUGUUCGUUGGUGGCGCUGCAUUUUCUAUUCGUCGCCAAACCGGUGCCAUGUGGGCAGUCGCGCUUAUUUGUGGCUUUUGCUCUAUCCCGUGGGGUAUGGUGUUGCGACAAAUCCCAGAUGAGCUUGUGAUGAAGCUGUAUCCACGCAGAUUCGUUAGAUUCCUGCUCAUCACUCUGGAUGAGAUUGGUCGCGGUAUUAGCUGGCUCUUCUCGCCCGUCGUGAAACUGUUUGCCAUUGUUGGCAGGUCCAUCAAAUGGCUGUUCUGCAAGUUAUUCCGUGUUUCGAAGAGAGACGAGUCUACUGGAGACAACAGCCAAGCUGACUCUCGCGAUUCAUGGUCGGGAAGUGAACAGAACUAUGAAUGGAUCCCUGGCAUCCAAAAGUCUCUCGACGAGCUUGCCUUCCUCAAGUAUGUGCAUGGCGGUCGCGUUGCCAGGCUCAACUCGAACGCGAACGAGGCCACUGUCUCGAGGAGACGUCGCAUUCGCAGGAGAAACCUUUAUAUUCCUACGCGGAGUUCUCGAUCAUCUUCAGAUUGCUCUGGCUCGUCCCUGGCAGCACUCAUGGCUCCAGUGGUUGUUUCUGGUGCGAUAGGUGGAUGGCAUCCCGAGGCAAGAACAUAA